Eriocheir sinensis (Chinese mitten crab) is the source of this 1325-nucleotide messenger RNA. RefSeq names its product mitochondrial import inner membrane translocase subunit Tim13-like. The record is from RefSeq and is a predicted model, not a curated record. NCBI's taxonomy places the organism in Eukaryota, Metazoa, Arthropoda, Malacostraca, Decapoda, Varunidae. Bases 79 to 351 code for a protein of 90 amino acids. The transcript has 3 exons.
UGUUCGUAGUCCGCCUUUCCUACCCGGCACAACAACAACACGGGACUCGUGGGGGCGUGAGGAGCACUUUUCGUCAUAAUGGACUCGAUAAGGCCGGAAGGGAUGUCGUCCUCACAGCGGGAAGACCUAAUGGACCAAGUGAAGCAGCAGAUAGUCAUCGCCAACACACAGGAGCUGCUCACGAAAAUGGGGGAAAAAUGCUUUUCCAAAUGCAUCACCAAGCCAGGCUCCUCACUGGACAGCUCUGAGCAGAAAUGUCUUGCAAUGUGCAUGGACCGCUACAUGGACUGCUGGAACCUUGUCUCACGGACCUACACAGCCAGAUUGCAGCGUGAAAAGAACUUCCAGUAAUGCUGAGUCUUCUUUGUGUGACAUGACCAGCUCUUUUUUUGCCAAGGUAGAGGAACGAAGAGCUGUAAGUGCGAGUGCCCAGUGGCAGCCAACGAGAAUGGAUGAGCACAAUUGGUUGUAUGUCAGGUAUUGGAGGAUAGAGCCCUGUUGUUAGUCUCCAAGCAGCACACUUGCCUGAAUACGCCAAGAGUGUGUCUCACCUCACUGAUGCUUCACAACUCCUGAAAUGUAUAUAUGUGCGUGUGUGUGUGCGUUAUUCACUAUGGUCUGAUCACUUACUUGAUUCACAAUUGCCAAUCAGUUCCCUUCUCCUUUUGAGCUUGGAGCUACAUAUUUAUGGAUCCUUGGGCAUAGGUGGGACCUCACAUUUCACCUACACACACCAAGAAGGUGGGACACAACUCUCUCAUGACAACCUGUAUUCAUUCACUGCUGGGUGGACAAGGAGCACAAAUGAAAAGAGUCUGCUCAUUUGUCUCCACCCCACUCAGGAAUCUAACCCAAGAUCUCUUGGUUGUGAGGUGAGCAUGCUAACCACUGCAUCUCGGUGUGUGUGUGUGUGUGUGCCAGAUAUUAGGUUUCUUGUGAUAAGCGGAAAGAACCUAAGAGACAUGUGACUUUGAAGCAUUAAGGAUGGAUGAUGUUAGAGGAGUUGUGUUGCAUCUUACAUCUUGCAAAUACACUGUAGCAUAUAUGGAUUUGUACAUAAGGCCUUGUGUUCAGGGUCUGAAGUAUUAAAAUAAAUAUAUGAUUCUUAUUUUAAUCAUGAAUAGCUCUACAUUUUUACAUGACUCAUGCAAAAAUUGUAUAAAGUAGUAUUGCUGAGCUAUGGACUAAGUUAUUAGCAUUGGAUCAUGACUCGUUUUUCUAAACCUUCAUGCAGCAGAAAGUUACAGAUAUCUGUAAUGCAUUCAAAUGAACAUUAUGUUGUGAUAGGGAACAAAAAUGUUUUGUAAAUAUAUAAUUUGAAUGUU